This is a messenger RNA of Linnemannia hyalina, 1455 nucleotides long. The record is from the annotation of a GenBank genome assembly. Lineage: Eukaryota; Fungi; Mortierellomycota; Mortierellomycetes; Mortierellales; Mortierellaceae.
AUGGCGACAACCACACUCACACUCUUCUGUCUCAUCCUCGGCGAGCUUGUGUCGAAUGCAUUCUCGGUCAAGGUGAUUUCUUCAGCCACUGUCGACGAACUCAAGGAUGCAAUCAUAGCAAAGAAAACAAAUACGUUCGAACACAUUGACGCCAACGACUUGGUGCUCUGGCAAGCUACAAUCCCCACUGACGAAAACGCAGAGAAAGAGAGAAUCAUCACGCUUGAUAGUCUGGACGACAAAAUCCAUUUGAAAUCCCCAAGAACAAGCCUUUCCAAGCUGUUCCCCGAGAUGAUCCUGCUUCAUAUCAUGGACGAGGCGCUUGAGUACGAUACCAUCGUACAGAACCACUGGAAGUUCCUGUACACGGACUGGCCUAUUAUCGACAGAGUGAAGCAUCACCGCACAGAGAUCGCUGCUGUGAACGACAUCGACAGCAUCAAGACAUUUGUGUUGAAUCGCUUGGGGGUCAUACCUGUGUUCUUCUUCUUAACCGUGAUCUUUGGCACUAGAGCAUUUUCCUGCUCAUACAGGACUGUCGAGAAGGGUGUCAUGCUACUCUACGUGCUCGUGAAGGGGAUCUCCUUGAGCGAUAUGGCACGGUACAUCCCGAAGACCUCCUUCCACACCAUCCACAAGGAGUUCUACAUGCACAACCCUGCGGCAUUAAACCGCCUUCUGACCACAAUGUUGUCUGAGAUGCCUCCCGAGAGAAACCCUGAUCCAUUCAAGAGCGUAACACUCAACCUCGACGGCCAUGACUCAAGGAUCAUAUAUGUGAACGCAGACAAAGCUAGUAUGUACUCGUACAAGCUGAAGAAGUCAGGGUUCCGUGUGCAAGUGUGCACAGACAUGAACAACAUGGUCUUUUUUGUAUCCGCACCCGCGCCAUGUCGUGAUUACAACGACGGGACAAUGCUUCUUCGUAUGGGCAUCCAAAACAAGAUCCACAAGCUGGACUGUGUUGCGUUGGACGGUGGGUACAACUUAUUUAUUGGCAAGCUACUGGACAGCGCGGACGAACUCCAGUACGAGAACUUCUGCUAUCCGAUCCGGAAGACACGUGGAAUUGCAUUGACCGAGGAAGAGAAGGCCUACAACGAGAUCUUCGGGAGCUUCCGUUCUCGUAUUGAAGGUUAUUUUGGGGAGAUGCAGUCGACGUUCACUAAGUUCAGUCAUACCGUUGUGAACAAGGUGUCGGAGAAAGAGACGUUUGGUGUUCAGUACAAGCUAGCGUGUCUCCUAAUGAACAUCAAAAGGUUCGUUGCACUCAGGAGCAUUCCCACUGAACAACAUCACAUGUUGUGGCUUCAGGACGGUUUUGACUACCCAAACAAGACAGAGCAAGAGACCACGUACACUCUUCCGAACAUCAAAGUCAAGCUAUCCCAGAGCCAAGAUUUGCUUGCCACACGGAAGGCUUUUUUCGACAUGGCUAUUUCCGAGGACCGUUGA